AUGGAUUCAAAUGGACGUUUUUCAUACUGGUGUUAUAAGUGUGGUAAAUUUGUUAGAGAAUUCUUAGGUGUUUGUCUUGAAUGUGAAUCUGAGUUUAUAGAAGAAAUUGAAACUCCAUCUCUAUCCACACAUACUGAAUCCAUAAAUUUGUCAAGUGAUAAUACAAAUUAUAGGUUUCAUCUACGAAAACGUAAAAAUCAUCCUCGUAGUUUCAAUACCGCGAUCAUUAUUAGAGGAGGUGAUGGUGUUAAUGACGGAGAAAGAGGUAGUGAUUAUGAACUUUAUUAUGAUGAAGGUUCAGGUCUUCUGCUACCAUGUUCAUCAGCUGUGCAAGAUAGCUUGAGGGAUGUAGGAUAUGUUCUCACUCGAUUGGCACAUACCCAAACUGACGGUCCAUGUCAACGAGCAUCAAAAGCAGUAGUAGAAUCUACGCCGGUUAUUGAGAUUAGUGAUUGCCAUGAAUCACACUGCGGGGUUUGCCACAAAGUUUUCGAGCUUGGAUCAGAAUAUAGAGAAAUGCCUUGUAAACAUAUAUACCAUACGGAUUGUAUACUUCCAUGGCUUUCGUUAAAAAACUCUUGUCCUGUCUGUCGACAUGAAUUACCUAUUGAUAUGGAUGGUGGGCUUAACAUACCUGGUGCACCUAGGAUACUAUUAUUGGAGUUGGUAAUAAUAAAUGGUGUGUAUGAUCGGUCUAGUUCUACGAUCAGGAAUGUAUUCCGAAAUAUGUUCCCGACGAAGUUCGUCUCCCUCGCCGUCUCAUUCAAGCAGGUACUGGGAAUUGGUUGA
This is a messenger RNA of Papaver somniferum (opium poppy), 789 nucleotides long. Its product is annotated as E3 ubiquitin-protein ligase RDUF1-like. Gene Ontology annotation, biological process: protein ubiquitination. The record is from RefSeq and is a predicted model, not a curated record. The transcript has a single exon. Lineage: Eukaryota; Viridiplantae; Streptophyta; Magnoliopsida; Ranunculales; Papaveraceae. Gene Ontology annotation, cellular component: cytoplasm. Bases 1 to 789 code for a protein of 262 amino acids. Gene Ontology annotation, molecular function: ubiquitin protein ligase activity.